AUGGGGGAGAGCAAGAAUCCGGCGGAGGAGGGCAAGAUUCCGGCGGAGGAGGGCAAGAUCCGGCGGAGGAGGGCAGGAAUCCGGUGGAGGAGGAUUACCUUUUCUAGAAGCACAUCAAAUGGGCAACAGCUACAACACUUGGCUGGUGCAAUGCUCGACAAGGAACAAAUCCAUCAGUUGGCUGUUGCAGAGGGAGAGACUGCCUCGAAAAAGCUGCCGUUGAGGAAAAACAAGGACAAGAGAAGUGAACUUGUGCAAGUCAAGAAAGAGAAGCAGUUGGGUAGUUCCCACAAGACCCAGUUGCCUGUUGUAGCAGAGGAGCCAAAGGAAGAGAGGAUAGAGGAGCCAGCAAGCGAGUGUCUCCGCGCAAUGCUCAAGAAGGAAAAACUCCAUCUGCAGGAUGUUGUAGAGGAAGAGGUUGCCUCGGAAUGGCAUGCCUCCUACUCCAUUCGCUUACGCAAACAUCAUCUUCGACGCAUAUACAAGGGCUCAGUUCUCCUCGACACCGAAGUGAACCGCCUCCUCCUCUACGACAUUGAUGAAAGUUUCAUUGAUGAAUAUUACCUCAAGGAAGGAGAAAUGAUCUAUCCAGGAGCAACUUUUAGUUGUCCUUGCCACAAGGUUGAGAUUGGUGAGUGCAUUUCUCAAUCUAAAGAAGAUACCCCUUUGCCGACCAACAAUGCAACAAGAACAAAGGAAGAGAGGAGAGAUGAGAAGAAUAGGAAGAGGUUGAAGAGGAAGAGACCUGAUGAGAAUUUGGAGAGAAGUAGUAACUUAAAGAAAGUAAAUAAGAAAAUGAUGAGAUCACCUCAAGCAAAAUUGUUGAGAUCUUCAAUAGGCAGGUUUGCAAGAGUGGCGUCGCUAAGGAAGGGAAUGUCCCCUCAAGCACAACAGAGGAAAUCAGAAUCACCUUCAGUACCAAAUGUUACUGUACAUUUCCCAUCCACAAAUCUUCCUCGUGCUAAGGCUAACUCCAGCCGGUUUCGACCACGGAAACUGAAGUCCCGUAUCUGGAAAGAAUUCAUUCCUAUAUAUGAAGAUGGAAAACUUGCGGAAGGCAUCUACAGAAAUGUUUGACGAGAAGUAG
Molecule: messenger RNA, 1087 nt
Organism: Lolium rigidum
Lineage: Eukaryota; Viridiplantae; Streptophyta; Magnoliopsida; Poales; Poaceae
Exons: 3
Coding region: 1-1077 (358 amino acids)
Source: RefSeq, a predicted model, not a curated record